Molecule: messenger RNA, 786 nt
Organism: Phialemonium atrogriseum
Lineage: Eukaryota; Fungi; Ascomycota; Sordariomycetes; Cephalothecales; Cephalothecaceae
Exons: 1
Coding region: 1-786 (261 amino acids)
Source: RefSeq, a predicted model, not a curated record
AUGACCAACUCCUCCACCAGCCAGUGGAUCCUGCUCCUGUCCCUCACCGCCCUUCUCCUCUCCCUCGCCGUCCUCUCGCAGAUAGCCUCGCGCUACGCAACGGCAUACCUCGCUGCCCCGCGCGAGAUCUCGAGCUUCAUCGACGCCGUCGACUCCUCCGUCGCCGAGAACGAGUCCUACGACCGCGACGUCGCAAAGGUGCCCCGCCUGGAGGACAAGCUCCGCCUCGGCCGCCUCCUCCGCGAGAUCCAGAAGGGCGGCGACGACCUGAGGGAGGGGCUCAACGAUCUGCUGGUGGGCGGCGGCGAUGGCGCCGACGGCGACGACGGAAGCAGCGACGAGGGUGGCCGCCUGCGGACCGCGGCCAGGAUACUCUGGGCGGGCAAGAGAGUCGAGCUGGAGGAGCGGCUGCGCCGGCUGGACCUGCUGAGGAUGCGCUUCCUGGUCAUCUAUAUGGGAAUCGUCGCAGGCACGGCCACAGAGGCGGCAGCCAAGCAGCAGCAGCAGCAGCAGCAGCAGCAGCAGCAGCAGGCCACCCCGAAGGAUCCGGAGAAGGCCGCCGCGGCCCGCCGCGAGCCCGGACACCUUUCGCAGUCCCUGACCGACGGCAUCAUCAGGGAGAAACCCCCGUUGCGACGGCUGACGACCCUGGCGAUUGGGCACGGGGAUUCCGUUGAGACACCGCACAGGGUGGGCUGGGCGGGCGUCGUUAAGGAGCUUCAGAGGAGUCCCUUGCUACACAAGCGGCAUGCGAGCAUCGAGACGGCCAUGUCGCGAACCCCGUAA